This is a messenger RNA of Amblyraja radiata (thorny skate), 1187 nucleotides long. RefSeq names its product reprimo-like protein. Lineage: Eukaryota; Metazoa; Chordata; Chondrichthyes; Rajiformes; Rajidae. The coding region runs from base 80 to 406 and encodes 108 amino acids. The record is from RefSeq and is a predicted model, not a curated record. The transcript has a single exon.
CACCCACCCACCCACCCAGCCACCCGCUGCUGCCCCUCCGUCACUGACUGUCGGCUUCUGGACUUUUGCAAAGAAAGAGAUGAAUUCUACUUUCUUCAACCGGACUGUGGUGGAGGAAGGUUUUUACCCAGGCGAGGGACAUGGUCUAGGGACGGUGCUUGGAUGCUGUAAUCAGAGCGCGGUGACAACUGACGGCUCCCUCAACCUCAACCAAGAGGAGCAGAAACUCUUUAUAAUGAGAGUGGUGCAGAUCGCGGUUCUCUGCGUCCUCUCGUUGACUGUCAUCUUCGGCAUUUUCUUUCUGGGCUGCAAUUUAAUGAUCAAAUCGGAGAGCAUGAUCAACUUCUUGGUGAAAGACAGGAGACCCUCCAAGGAUGUAGAGGCUGUGAUAGUCGGCUUGUAUUAGGAGGAGUCCGCUUCGCCUAUUUUUUUUAAUCAUCAGUGAGCUCUACUGAUUGUACAUUGACCGCUGAGUAUCUCCCCCCUCUCCCCCCCCCCCUCCCCUCUAUGUCUGGGAGACCCCGGGGCGGUGAGGUGGUGAUGUGGAAACACGGACCGGCAGGUUCAAACAAAGAGGGAAGCGGAUAGAGUAAAAUGGAUGCACGUGGUUUAAAAAAAAAAAUCACAUUUUCUUAAAUAGAGUUCGCGGAGAGCUGUUGGGGUUUACAGAUGGGUGUGUUGUACCCUCGCCACGCACGGGGGCAUUAUGUUGCAUGCGGAACAUGGAGAAUAAUUAUACAUUGCAUGAAAAUAUCAUAGAGGUUGGAAUGCUAGUAGGGAGGUGGGGCGAGAGGGGAAGAAAGACCGGGGGGGUCUUGAAGCGAAUAUUGCAUGUAAAGGUAUCUACCAAUCGUUCUUACAAUGUAACGUGUACAUGAAGAUGACUCCGAACUGCGUACAAAGAAAAAAAAAUCAAAACGUUUUGUAAUAUAUUUUCUUGAGAACUGAUUUUUAAACGCAUGCUUUUGUUUCGCGACUCAUUGCCUGUUUCACCCCCCCUCCCACCCCAGUCUGAUGAUCAUUGUCUAGGCUGACUUAUGUUGGAAUGACAAUGUCGUGGCAUGGUUUAUAUAGUUUCCCCAAAGAUCUCGUGGCUUCCACUCGGUUUACGCUCUUGGACUUUUAAAGGUUAUUGUUUUUAACACUGUAAUGCAAAGUGUGAUUGAUAAAAAUAUUCCAACACACAA